AUGGCCUUAUACGCCAUACCCCCUGCCUCGGCUCCUACGCAGCCCACCCCCUUCAAAGUCAACAUCCCGGACAGCGACAUCGCCGAUUUCAAGCAGCUUUUGAAGCUAUCAAGAGUCUCCAAGGAGACGUAUGAAAAUGUGCAGACGGAUCGAAGAUUCGGUGUCAGUCGUGAGUGGAUUAUGAAUGCGAAGAAAGUUUGGGAGAGCGAGUUCGACUGGAAGAAAUCAGAGUCCUACAUCAACACUUUCCCUAACUUCACCAUUCCCGUCACAACCGAAGCUGGCAGUUUCACCAUCCACUUCAUCGCUCUGUUCUCGACCUCACCGACCGCAACUCCCCUCCUGUUACUCCACGGCUGGCCGGGAAACUUUCUCGAGUUCCUCCCCAUACUCGCCCUUCUCAAGGAGAAGUAUACGGACCCUGCUCAGCUGCCGUACCAUGUCAUCGUGCCCUCCCUUCCCGGCUACGCAUUCUCCAGCCCACCACCUCUAGACCGCGAGUUCGCAGUCCGAGACGUCGCCCUCGUCAUGGACACUCUCAUGCACAACCUCGGUUUCUCCUCCGGCUCUGGCUACGUAGCGCAAGGCGGUGAUUUGGGUAGCGAAAUUGCCAAAGUCCUCGGUGGUGGCGAAUUCCCCAGCUGCAAAGCCGUCCACGUAAAUGUCAACUUCAUUAUCUCCGCACCCCGAGGUCUAUCCGAGAAGGAGCAGUCGUUCACAGAGGCAGAAAAGAAGAUGCUAGCACGGGGCCAGGCGUUCAUCACCACAGGCGCCGCGUACGCUGCCGAGCACGGCACCCGACCCUCCACCAUCGGCCUCGUGCUCGGAUCAAGCCCGCUAGCCUUGCUGGCCUGGAUCGGCGAGAAGUACCUGGAGUGGACGGACACCGACCCCUCGCUCGACGCAAUCCUGGAGAGCGUGUCGCUGUACUGGUACACGCAGACGUUUGAGAGCAGUAUCUACUCCUACCGCACACACUUCCCACCCAAAGACCAACAACCCAUGAUUGCCUACGUCAGCGUCCCCUACGGAUUCUCCAAUUUCCCAAAGGAAGUCGUGCCGGUUCCCAAAAGCUGGGCGGCGGCUGCCGGGAAUCUAGUGUUCUACCGCGAGCACGAUACGGGCGGACACUUCGCGGCGCUGGAAAACCCCGAGGUAUUGCUGGGCGAUAUCGAGGACUUUAUCGCGCAGGUGUGGAAGGUGUGA
This is a messenger RNA of Drepanopeziza brunnea f. sp. 'multigermtubi' MB_m1, 1206 nucleotides long. RefSeq lists its product as uncharacterized. Gene Ontology annotation, biological process: epoxide metabolic process. The record is from RefSeq and is a predicted model, not a curated record. Gene Ontology annotation, molecular function: epoxide hydrolase activity. NCBI's taxonomy places the organism in Eukaryota, Fungi, Ascomycota, Leotiomycetes, Helotiales, Drepanopezizaceae.